CCAUCGACAUAGUUUGUAAAAUUUCUGUGGGUUUCUUUUUCUUUCUAUUUAUUUCUUAACGAUUGUUUAAAUUUCAUGUUUCGGAAAUCUGCCCAUACUUCGUUAUCACUUACUAGCUAAACUGAGUCACAACUAAUGCGAAAAAUUAUUGAAUGUUUGCAAAUAUUCAAAUUUUCUAUAAGAAAUUCUAGAAAUUAAUUCGAUUUAGUAGUUUAUCCCUAACGAAUAUUUUGAUUGUAGGUCAUUCUGCAUUUGGAAUCGAUACAGAUAUGCAGAACGAUAUUGCUAAUCCAUUUAUUAUCAAAUCGGCUCGUUUCUUUGAAGUUCAUCCUGAGAGAAUAUUUCUCGCCAAAUUAAGUUAUGUAAUGCCAUGGCUCACUCCAAUUCUUACUUUAAUCGUUCAUAGUAUAAUAACUCUAUGCAAUGUAUUACGAUAUCUGGCACCUUCUCUCAUGAGUCAAUUCGAAGAAAUUCCUGGAAUGUGGAUAAUCAAUCAAGUAAAAAAUAUCAUUGAAGCGAGAACAAUCAAGAUCAAAUUAGAAGAAAAUAAUAAACAGCAUCGAAUCGAUCUCUUACAACUUAUGCUUGAUGCAGUCACAUUCAAUGAAGUUAAAGAUAAAAGUGAUGAAAAUCUUAUGUCGAAACGACUUCAUCAAGAUGAAGUGGCCAGUAAUGUAUUUUUCUUUAUGAUUGCGGGUUUUGAAACAACUUCGACUACACUUGCUUCUUGCACAUAUAUUUUGGCGACAAGAUUCGACAUACAAACGAAACUUCAAACAGAAAUCGACAAGCUCUAUGCAGAACACAAUGGAGAACUCGAUUAUAAUCGUAUCAAUAAUAUGACUUACAUGGAUUUGUUCAUUCGAGAAGUUUUACGUAUGUUUCCGAUUGCUCUUCAAGCUGUAUCGAGAGAAUGCAACAUGGAAACAACUGUCUGCAAUUAUAAAAUUGAAAAAGGAGAUGUCAUUCAACCGGAUGUUCUCACAUUACAUUAUGAUCCUCAAUUAUGGGGUCCUGAUGAUCCUUACUUAUUCGUACCUGAGCGACACUUGACUCGGCGACAUCCAAUGGCAUUUAUGGCUUUUGGUCAAGGUCCAAGAAAUUGUGUUGGAAUGCGAUUUGCUCUAAUGGAACUCAAACUGUGUCUAGCCCGUCUUCUUCGUCAAUAUUCAAUUCUUCCUGGAAAACGAAUCGAACAAGGUUUUGUUCUUCGAGAGAUAUUAGUAAUUCAACCCGAUGCUGUCUAUAUCAAGCUUGAAAAACGAAGCUAA
Rotaria sp. Silwood1 is the source of this 1271-nucleotide messenger RNA. The record is from the annotation of a GenBank genome assembly. Lineage: Eukaryota; Metazoa; Rotifera; Eurotatoria; Philodinida; Philodinidae.